Messenger RNA from Magnolia sinica, 1865 nucleotides. RefSeq names its product probable serine/threonine-protein kinase PBL23. Lineage: Eukaryota; Viridiplantae; Streptophyta; Magnoliopsida; Magnoliales; Magnoliaceae. The record is from RefSeq and is a predicted model, not a curated record. Gene Ontology annotation, biological process: protein phosphorylation. The transcript has 5 exons. The coding region runs from base 267 to 1547 and encodes 426 amino acids. Gene Ontology annotation, molecular function: ATP binding; protein kinase activity.
UCCUAUAGGAUCCUCUGAUCUUCGAUUCCUAACCUGGGUGUGUCUUUUUUUUUUGAGCCCCCGUGAGAAUUCUCCAUCCAAACGAUCCAUAUUGGAUCCUCCAAUCUCUUCAAUUCCUGACCUGGAUGUCUUGUUUUUGAGCCACCGUGAGAAUUCUCCAUCAAAACAAUCUGUUUUCGCAUCUUUGUGGAAAAUAAGGUCUUUCGUAUUUGAUGGGAUUGGUCUGCUGAAGGAAGAGAAGGGGGUGUGAGACUGGUUUGAAGGAGAUGGGCUGCUUUGGGUGUUGCAGGCCGCAGUUGACGGAUGCCAGCAGGAGUUCACAGAAGAAGAGUCAGGAACUGAAGGAAGGGAUCACGCUCACAUCGUUAGUAAGGAAUAUCUCAUUUAAAUCAGAUUGCAGCAGGCAGAGGGCUAUAGCAGACGAAAUCUUGAAAGUUGGAAAAGGGUCAAUCUCUGUUCAGACUUUCAAGUUCCAAGAGUUAGAAACUGCAACAAAAAGCUUCAGUGCUGAAAGUCUAAUUGGUGAAGGCGGCUUCGGAAGAGUUUACAAAGGACAGAUCGAAAAAACAAACCAAGUUGUUGCUGUCAAACAACUCGAUAGGAAUGGAUUGCAAGGGAACAAAGAGUUCCUUGUUGAAGUCCUAAUGCUGAGUCUGCUUCACCACCCAAAUCUUGUUAAUCUAAUUGGGUAUUGCGCUGAGGGUGAUCAGAGGAUUUUGGUGUAUGAAUACAUGCCAUUGGGAAGUCUGGAGGAUCAUCUCCUUGACUUAUCUCCAGAUAAGAAACCACUUGAUUGGGUAACGAGGAUGAAAAUAGCUGAAGGUGCAGCCAGAGGUCUCGAGCACUUGCACGAAAAAGCAAACCCGCCCGUAAUCUACCGGGAUUUCAAGGCUUCGAACAUCUUAUUGGAUGAGGAUUUCAAUCCAAAGCUCUCCGAUUUUGGUCUUGCCAAACUGGGUCCCACAGGAGACAAGACCCAUGUAUCGACUAGAGUGAUGGGAACAUACGGGUAUUGCGCACCAGAGUAUGCAUUGACAGGGCAGCUGACUACUAAGUCGGAUGUAUACAGCUUUGGCGUCGUGUUUUUGGAGAUAAUCACAGGAAGAAGAGCGAUCGAUACAGCGAAACCGACGAGCCAGCAGAAUCUUGUCGAGUGGGCACAACCAUUGUUUAAAGAUCGACGGAAAUUCACGCAGAUGGUGGACCCGCUGCUCGGAGAGAACUACCCGAUCAAGGCUCUAUAUCAAGCACUUGCAGUUGCAGCAAUGUGUCUACAAGAGGAAGCAAGCACCCGCCCUCUGAUCAGCGACGUCGUGACUGCACUUGAAUAUCUAGCAUUGAAAGAUGGGGAUCCCGAAGGAAGCUCCAAAAAUCUGAAUGCACAGAGCUUAUCUUCUUCCCAUAGAAAAUCGUUGAGGAAUCCAAGUCGAGAUCUCAAGGAAGAUGAUGGGACGCAAUCGCAAUCAGAGUCCGACGUAAAAACCAACUCUCCUCAUGGAGAUGAAGAAAGAGAAGAUGAAGACAGGAGCAAGGAGCGAGGAGAGUAAACAUGAGUGUAGUAGCAACGAAUGUGCAAGAGUAAGUGAAGCAUGACCAUUGGACUGUGAGUUCUACUGAGGAUUGCAUGUGCUUUUGGAGCUUGUAUCAUGAAAUUAUUGUGAUAGGACGUGCUUGGGUGCACUAGCGAAUUGAAUUGUGAGCAUUCAAGUGUAACUAAGAAGAAUAUGAGCAAAAAAUGUAAUGUUUCCUCGUACCCAGAAUGUGAAAAUGGACCUCAAGGAUGUGCUCCUCAAGCUUUAGGGUGUGUUUGGGUGCACAAGUGAAUUGAAUUGUGAACAUUUUAUUUAGUGGAGAGGAAACAACGA